GGGGCCGGCCUGGUCCGCGCGGUGACGCGCCCUGCAGCCGCCAGCGAGCGAGCGAGCGAGAGAGCCAGCGAGCUGCCGAGCGCGCCCCGUCCGUCGCGCGCGAUGCUCCCCUGGACGGCGCUCGGCCUGGCCCUGAGCUUGCGGCUGGCGCUGGCGCGGAGCGGCGCGGAGAGCGGUCCACCAGCAUCAGCCCCCCGAGGGGACCUGAUGUUCCUGCUGGACAGCUCGGCCAGCGUGUCUCACUACGAGUUCUCCCGGGUUCGGGAGUUUGUGGGGCAGCUGGUGGCUCCACUGCCCCUGGGCACUGGGGCCCUGCGUGCCAGCCUGGUGCACGUGGGCACUCGGCCGUACACUGAGUUCCCCUUCGGCCAACACAGCUCAGGCGAGGCUGCUCAGGAUGCUGUUCGCGCUUCAGUCCAGCGCAUGGGUGACACUCACACUGGCCUGGCGCUGGCAUAUGCCAAAGAACAGCUCUUUGCUGAAACAGCAGGUGCCCGGCCAGGGGUGCCCAAGGUGCUGGUGUGGGUGACAGAUGGCGGCUCCAGCGACCCUGUGGGACCCCCCAUGCAGGAGCUAAAGGACCUGGGCGUCACCGUGUUCAUUGUCAGCACCGGCCGAGGCAACUUCCUGGAGCUGUCAGCCGCUGCCUCAGCCCCUGCGGAGAAGCACCUGCACUUUGUGGACGUGGAUGACCUGCACAUCAUCGUCCAAGAGCUGAGGGGCUCCAUUCUCGACGCGAUGCGGCCGCAGCAGCUCCGUGUCACGGAGAUCACGUCCAGCGGCUUCCGCCUGGCCUGGCCACCCCUGCUGACCGCAGACUCGGGCUACUACGUGCUGGAGCUGGUACCCAGUGCCCAGCCGGGGGCUGCGAGACGCCAGCAGCUGCCGGGGAACGCCACGGACUGGACCUGGGCCGGCCUCGACCCAGACACGGACUACGACGUGGCGCUGGUGCCUGAGUCCAACGUGCGCCUCCUGAGGCCCCAGCAACUGCGGGUGCGCACGCGGCCAGGUGAAGCAGGGCCGGGGGCCGGGCCGGACCCCACCCAGCUCGCCGCCCUCCCCGCCCCGGAGGAGGCCGGGCCGGAGCGCAUCGUCAUCUCCCACGCCCGACCGCGCAGCCUCCGCGUGAGCUGGGCCCCAGCGCUGGGCGCAGCCGCCGCGCUCGGCUACCACGUGCAGUUCGGGCCGCUGCGGGGCGGGGCGGCGCAGCGCGUGGAGGUGCCUGCGGGCCGCAACUGCACCACGCUGCAGGGCCUGGCGCCAGGCACCGCCUACCUGGUGACCGUGACCGCCGCCUUCCGCUCGGGCCGCGAGAGCGCGCUGUCCGCCAAGGCCUGCACGGCCGACGGCCCGCGCCCGCGACCACGCCCCGUGCCCCGUGCUUCGACCCCGGGGACCGCGAGCCGUGAGCCGUGAGCCGGCGUCCCCGCCCUGCCGAGAGGGCCGGCGCCGACCCGAGGGCCCCUGUGUCCCGAACCCGGUGAGGAGGCGCCCAACUCGGGAGAAGGGUGCAGGCCCGGCCUUUCCCCACACGGACUCCGUACGACCCCGGCCCUCUCCCUGUGGCCACAGGGCUUCCCCGCCUGGCACCUGCCGUCCAGGGCUGGGGCCUCGCCUGGUGGGACCGCACAGCAGCUCCGGCCCCAUUCCCGCCCCGAGUCAGGCGUGCUGUCCGCUCGUGGGUGGUGUUGAGAGCAUCUGACCCAGGACUGUCCAGGAAAGAGCCCCGGUCAGACUCCCACGUGUGAAGACUCGGCCCCAGGUGGCAAGGGCUGGCCUGGGGUGGGCAGCUUGGGCCCUGGACGCCGAUAGGAAGUGGAAGGGGAAUUGCGGGAGAAGCUGGCCCAGGUCAGGUCCCCAAAGGCUUCUGAAGAAAAGGAAGGGCAGGUAGGGGCACCCGGACGCUGGUGGUGUGGCCAGGAAGCUCAGCCAGCCGGGAGGGCGGCGCCUGCUGGGGACGGUGGACCUGCCUUCAUGCCCAGGACACCAGCUGGGUCCAGCUAGCAGCCACUGGGAAUCAGAGGAAUGGGGCAGAGCCGGGCAUUCAGGACCUUGAGGACAGGUGACCCCAUCCACCCACUUCCACGGUCAGGCCCUGGGACGGCACUGACAGGAAACCUUGAGUCGGAGCGCUCCCCAGGGGCUGCAGGGAGUUCGCUCUCCAGGGAGGCCCCAGCGACCACACCAUCUUUUGUCUGUGAGAGGUCUCCCCCCUGGGCCACAUCCUGUCACUACUCACUACCCUGGGGCCUGCGGGCGAGUUGCCUAGGGUGGGGGUGCCUAGCCAGGCGCACUCCCUGCCCCGCCUAGUCCUUGGUUAUCAGGACUGUGGUGUCACGCAAUGCUCACCUCUCCUCUUCCCCACUAACGUCCCAGACCUUAAAAUUCAGUAAAUCAGAUAUACACCGAG
Messenger RNA from Piliocolobus tephrosceles (Ugandan red Colobus), 2413 nucleotides. RefSeq names its product von Willebrand factor A domain containing 1 (gene VWA1). Bases 103 to 1419 code for a protein of 438 amino acids. Gene Ontology annotation, molecular function: protein binding. The record is from RefSeq and is a predicted model, not a curated record. NCBI's taxonomy places the organism in Eukaryota, Metazoa, Chordata, Mammalia, Primates, Cercopithecidae. The transcript has 3 exons.